AUGGUCGUCGUCGGUGCCACACCGGACUACAGGGCGGGUGUGCUCAUGGCACACGAAGCGAUCGUGUCAGGGGGUGUGGAGCGGGCGUCGCAGGCGUUUGUGGAGGAGACGAGGGCAGAGGUGCAGGUGGAGGCAGAUGCGUGGACGUGCAAGUCCUCCCGCCGUCAGUCCGCCUCGUCUGGCACACUUCUGGCAUCCGCGAUGCGGGGCUCGUACCAAGCCGCCUCUGCUGAACUGGACGCCAUCAACUUACCAGCAUCCAACCACGCCCAGCGACGUGGACAAUCUCGUGCACCACCGCCGCCAUCAUCAUCCUCUACAGUUGUGCGGGGCGUAGCCUUCGACCUAUAG
Messenger RNA from Heterobasidion irregulare TC 32-1, 351 nucleotides. RefSeq lists its product as uncharacterized. Lineage: Eukaryota; Fungi; Basidiomycota; Agaricomycetes; Russulales; Bondarzewiaceae. Bases 1 to 351 code for a protein of 116 amino acids. The record is from RefSeq and is a predicted model, not a curated record. The transcript is spliced from 4 exons.